GAGGAGUUCCGCCGCUGCGUUGCUUUUUGUUGUUUUAUUCAUCAGUUGUGUAAACAGUCCACGCGUGCACAUCGUGGGGCAUUCUAAUCACGCCUCGGUGAUGUUUGGGUUGUUGUUAUUGUUGACUUCCCGCGUUGUGAUUGAAGAAAAGCGUGUAUUCUCUGCUGCCAUCCAUCACCCGAGCCCCCUCCCCUCCCUUCGCCUUCAUCUCUCCUCACCAAACACCAGGGCCCGAGCUAACAUUUGAAUUCUCUCUUUGUGCACAGUGGGCAGAAACAAGCACCCUAACGUAUGUUGAGCAGAUUAAAUCCUCUCAUAGGGCGUUCUUGUUAUUUUUUUUCUCCCUCCCACCUAUUCUUAUUAUUGAGGUGGGGGGAGGAAAUGCGCCAUUCGGACGGAUGCCGCCGCAGCAGCGCGUAAAAAGCUGCGGAUUGUUUCCCAGCGCGCGUCCAGGGGCCACUCGUAAAAGUUUCCGAAGAACGCCCCGACUCGGCUUCUUCUCCUCCCGGCUCAAGCAGCACCGGCAAGCAUGCUGGAAGACCACCAGGCUGCCAGGACUCAGCCGCGUCGCAGGGUGCAGAUGAUCGCCACCGGUGUAUGCGGCGUGGCGCUCGUCCUGGUUCUGGUGGUGCUCAUCCCGGCCAUGGUCAGCUCCGCCGGAACCCCCGCCCGCUCCGAAAUGCUCGGCGCCUGCCAAAUGGUGUGCGACCCCCACGGGACCGCGGCCGUCACGGCGCCGGCCAAGGCGGCCGGUGAGCCGAUCAAAGAGAACCGCCUGAUGCAGUCGUUGCCCACCUUCAUCCAGGGUCCGCAAGGCGAGCCGGGUCGCGCGGGGAAGACGGGUCCGAGGGGACCCGCGGGCGAGCCCGGACCGGCGGGAUCCGCCGGUCCGCCCGGCGAGCGUGGGGCGCCCGGUCCUCCGGGUCCCCCGGGAACGAGCGGACCCACUGGGGCCAUCAGCGCGGCCACAUACAACACGGUGCCAAAGAUCGCCUUCUAUGCAGGACUCAAGAAGCAACACGAGGGCUACGAGGUGCUCAAGUUCGACGACGUGGUCACCAACCUGGGCAACCACUACGACCCCGCCACCGGCAAAUUCACCUGCUCCAUACCGGGAAUUUACUUCUUCACUUAUCACGUGCUGAUGCGAGGCGGCGACGGCACCAGCAUGUGGGCCGACCUCUGCAAGAACACCCAGGUACGAGCCAGCGCCAUCGCGCAGGACGCCGACCAGAACUACGACUACGCCAGCAACAGCGUGGUGCUGCACCUGGAACCCGGCGACGAGAUCACCAUCAAGCUGGAUGGUGGCAAGGCGCACGGCGGCAACUACAACAAGUACAGCACCUUCUCAGGGUUCAUGCUGUACGCCGAUUGAAAACAAACCGACCGGUUCAUUCUCUCUCGCUCUUGCUCGCUUCCUCCCUCGCACGCUCCAUCACUCGUUGGAUUCGUAGAGACAGAG
This is a messenger RNA of Hippocampus zosterae (dwarf seahorse), 1465 nucleotides long. RefSeq names its product complement C1q-like protein 3. The coding region runs from base 530 to 1378 and encodes 282 amino acids. The record is from RefSeq and is a predicted model, not a curated record. The transcript is spliced from 2 exons. Gene Ontology annotation, molecular function: protein binding. Lineage: Eukaryota; Metazoa; Chordata; Actinopteri; Syngnathiformes; Syngnathidae.